AUGGCCGACAUAUUUACCCCAAAGUUUCCAGGGCAAGGGCUCGGUGACCUAGUGCUGCUGGACAAAAUUGACCAGCUCCUAGCGUACAAUCUCACUGAGUACGUCAAUUUCCCUCAGCUUGUUGUUGUGGGAGACCAGUCGAGCGGGAAGAGCUCUGUUCUUGAGGGUCUUACCAGAUUGCCAUUCCCUAGAGAUAGUGGGCUGUGCACACGAUUUGCUACUCAUAUCAUCUUUCGACGUACCAGGGCCGACACAAAGAGAAGUAUCAGCGCCUCCAUUGUUCCAGCAAGCGACACACACGCGGAGCAUGCUUCUCAUUUAGUGACAUGGAAAGCAAGCCUUAUGGAGUCACUCGAUUUCGAAUCCUUCGCUCGGACAAUGCGCGAAGUUCACCAGACUAUGGGUCUGUCGAGCUCCAAGGAGGAAAUUUUCAAGCCUACUUUCACCCAAGACGUCUUCCGGCUAGAGAUUUGUGGCCCCGAAGAAGAUAAUUUGAGCAUCAUUGAUGUCCCAGGCAUUUUCAAGAACACGACAGAUGGUCUCACUACCAAGAAAUAUGUGAAAAUGGUGAAAGAUAUGGUCCUCAGCUACAUGCGCAACCCGCGUUCUAUCAUGCUGACCGUGGUCCCCGCAAAUGUGGACAUAGCCACCCAAGAGAUUUUGGAGAUGGCGCGUGAGUGCGAUCCCCAGGGAAGUCGCACACAGGGAGUAUUUAUCAAACCUGAUCUGGUAGACAAGGGUGCUGAGGACAAAGUCAUCGACCUGGUGGAAGGCAAAACCUGCUCUUUGAAGCUUGGCUGGAUUGUUGUGCGCAAUGCCGGUCAACAGCAGCUACUUGACCAGAGCUCCAACCGAGAUGAGGUUGAAGCCCAGUUCUUCUGUGAAGCUCACCCAUGGAAUAGCCUCUCAAGAGAAAAGGUUGGCAUUGCUGCCCUCAAGAUCCGCCUAAAAGAUGUGCAAACCACCCAAAUUCGUCAAGAAUUUCCUAAGGCAUAUCGCGUCAUUUUACUACUUUCCUCACGGAUUUGGCUAGCUAUGUGCGCCGAGAUUAGUCUAAAGUUGAAGAACAUGAAGCAGGAUCUCUCUGCUCUUGGCAUUGAACGAAGCACUCCGGAGCAGCAGAGAAGCUUCCUGCUCGACAUCAUAAUGAAGUUUCAAGAUAUUGUCUCGCAGGUCAUGGCAACUUCCUAUGGCACACACGAACUGUUUCAAAAAGACAAGGAUUCUCGACUUGCAACAAUAGUCAGAAACCGCAUGGAUGUUUUCAAGUCCGACAUGGAAGAAUAUGGAUUCGAGUACCAAUUUCUUCGUUGGACACCAGGAACACAACUACUCAAUGUGUUAGGAGCUGUGUUGGAAUCCGAAUACAAUUCUGAUUCUGAUCCUAAUUUUGAGAUUGACGACGAUGACGGUGACGAUGACAAUAAUGGUGAGGAGGCGGAUGAAAUUCCUGUUCGUAAGAACAUGAAUGCGUCGGAGCACGGCGGCGCCAUUGAUGGUAUUCUCCACGAACAACAGACCGUGAAAAAGCCAACAGGUGACAGCAUCCUCGCAUCGAUUGAGGGCUAA
This is a messenger RNA of Penicillium crustosum, 1569 nucleotides long. Its product is annotated as dynamin family protein. The record is from RefSeq and is a predicted model, not a curated record. Gene Ontology annotation, cellular component: microtubule; membrane; cytoplasm. The transcript has 3 exons. Lineage: Eukaryota; Fungi; Ascomycota; Eurotiomycetes; Eurotiales; Aspergillaceae. Bases 1 to 1569 code for a protein of 522 amino acids. Gene Ontology annotation, molecular function: GTP binding; GTPase activity; microtubule binding.